GGGAAGUGUUAGCUGCUUCCGGCACAAACAAGGCUGCAGCUGCGACUGCACAAAGCCUGGUUAUGGUCUGUCGAUGGUGAGCGAGGCGGCUGGGGAAGUGUUUCCGCGUUGCACAAUGCCGGGUUUUGUUUGUUGCAGGAAAACACAGCAGUUUUGAACGUGAUAUAAAUAAGGAGUAGAGAAGACCUGGAAGAUGGCUGGGCGUAGGAAACAAGCUCCUCCAGUUAAGCUCGAUGAUGGAGCUAAAAAACGGCUAUGUUGGAAUAUGCAUGAAGACAGGAGGACAGACUUAACCCUAGAAGAGGAUGAAGGUGAACCAGAACCAAGCACAUCAUUUUCUUUUACAAGUGAUAAUCUUGAAAGCAAGGCUUCCACAUUUGACCAAGACAUUUUUAAAUUAGAACUACAAACAAAAGAGCUGAAGGAAUCAAAUAACAUUGUGGCCCCAUUGUCAGUUGACCUUAGCAUUGUGGUCUCUCCUCUUCCUAAAGAUAAUGUCUGGAGAGCGUUGCUUGGUACAUUCUGUCUUCGCUGUAUUUCUGAGCAAUAUGCUAAUUCAGUUUUUCAUGGGUGCAAUUUUACAUUGACUAGAACUUAUCCAGGAUCUGUACAGCUAUUGCUCUGUAUACAUGAAAGUGUAACAGAGGAGGGCAAUUAUGAAGGGACAAAACAAGGAUCAAGCAAAGUUUACGCAGAAGAGCUUGUUGUUGAAGCUUCACUUAGUGCUCUGUUUUUGGAAGAUUUAAUGUGGUUGCAAAAGAAGAAGCUUGUUGCACUUUGUCAAAGGCAAACUGAACAUAAAGAAAUUGAGGUUGGGAUCUAUUUGUUGGAAGCAUGUUUAUCCAAGCCAGAAUUCCUCAGUGAGGGAUGUAGAAAGAUGAAGAAAUCUUGCCUUAUUAUUCAGAGGUUGAUGGAAAAGUUCUACAACUUCACCAUUCCAGAUAUCUCAGGGGAGAAUGAGGAAGAGUCCGAUCAAGAUCUAGAGAGACAAAAUAUUGAAGAACUUUAUGACUAUGUUAGACAGAUCCAUCAAAAGGAACAUAGGAUUCUACAGGAAGAUGUUCAGCAUCCAGCCUUGAUACCAGUGCUGCGGCCAUACCAGAAUGAGGCUGUCCAUUGGAUGCUACAGAGAGAGAACUUCAGAAAUGUGCCUUCUAAUGAAAAUACACUGCAUUCUUUAUGGAGAGAGGUCACUACAUUGGACGGAGUGAAAAUCUACUGUAACCCCUUCUCUGGAAGUAUAAUCCGAGAAUACCCUGCUGCUACUCACGAAUGGCCUGGAGGUAUUCUUGCAGAUGAAAUGGGUCUUGGAAAGACUGUGGAAGUUCUAAGUUUGAUACUUUGUCAUCCAAGAAAAGAUCUCAGAGCAGACUUACUGACAUUACCUGAGGGCAUGACAGUGAACUAUUUUAGCCCACCUCCACCCACACAAAUGACAAAGAAAGGAAAAGCUGUCGACAACAGACUAACUUACACUAAUUUACGGUUUAUGGUCCUGUCCGCAAUUAAGGAACUGAGCGUGAACAAAGGCGUGUCCAUAAUUGGCAUACUUAAAUAUGUGAGCUCAGUGUAUAGUUACGGCAUGGAGAGGAACCAUCGACUUCUGAAGAAAAUCUUGGAGAAACUGCUUUCUAAAAAGAUAGUGGAACAGGUUAAAGGUCGUGGACUUCAAGGGUCUUUCAAACUUGGGAUUAAUUAUAAAGAACAGAUGACUCAAGAUAAACAACUAAAACUGAAAAGAAGAUCUUCCAAUCGAAUUCAACAAAAUGGAACUCCUCUCAGGGAAAUUGAUGACGAACCUUCUAAAACUGGCGCUGAUCUACACAUCUUGUCAAAGGAUCAUGAUUAUUGUGCUCUGAGCAAUGAUUGCAUACCAGGAAAACAGCUAGACCUCUCUGCGGCAAAUAAUGGAAGUCCAGAGAGGACAAAUAUUUUGAAAACUUCUCAGCUGACAGAUGAGAUAUCAACAACCACUAGUGAAUUGACUUCUUCUCUUGGCUCUACUAAUUCAGGAACAAAACAAGAAGAUGUAGACAUCCAUUCUCAGGAAUUGAACUGCCAGUACAGCCACAUCUUCCCAUUGAAUAACUCUGAUUACCGCUUUGAAUGUAUUUGUGGUGGUCUGCGGCAUCCUGACAUGAAGGACAGAGUACAGUGCUUACAGUGCCAUCUAUGGCAGCAUGCAGAGUGUGUGAACUAUAAAAGAGAGAACUUGGGCACGACUCCUUUCUAUUGCCCACACUGUCUCGUGGCCAUGAAGCCUGUUCCUACAGGAGCAACCCUGAUCAUUUCUCCCAGCUCUAUAUGCCACCAGUGGGUUGAUGAAAUUAACCGGCAUGUGCGUUCAUCUUCCCUUCGGGUUAUGGUAUAUCAAGGUGUGAAGAAACACGGCUUCCUACAACCACAGAUGUUGGCAGAGCAGGAUGUGGUCAUUACCACCUAUGAUGUUCUGCGAACUGAGCUGAAUUAUGUGGACAUCCCCCAUAGUAAUAGCAAAGAUGGACGGAGAUUUCGGAACCAAAAACGAUACAUGGCAAUACCAAGCCCACUUGUUGCUGUUGAAUGGUGGAGGAUUUGCUUAGAUGAAGCACAAAUGGUGGAAUGCACAACAGCAAAGGCUGCUGAAAUGGCCCUGCGCCUACCUGGGGUGAAUAGAUGGUGUGUGAGUGGUACACCAGUGCAGAGGGGCUUAGAAGAUUUAUUUGGGCUAGUGUUAUUCCUGGGAGUGGAUCCUUACUGGGUCAAGCACUGGUGGGAUCAGCUUCUUUACAGGCCAUACUGCAGGAGGGAUCCCCUGCCAUUAUAUCACCUUAUUGCCAAAAUUAUGUGGAGAUCUGCUAAAAAGGAUGUUAUUGACCAGAUCCAGAUCCCAGCACAAACGGAAGAUACUCACUGGCUACACUUCUCCCCAGUGGAGAGACAUUUCUAUCACAGGCAGCAUGAAGUCUGCUGUCAGGAUGCCCUGGCAAAACUACGCAAGAUAUCAGAUUGGUCUCUCAAACUAAGCAGCUUAGAUCGGCGAACAGUAUCCUCCAUCUUAUAUCCUUUGCUGAGGCUCAGACAGGCUUGUUGCCACCCGCAGGCUGUGCGUGGGGAAUUUUUACCAUUACAGAAGAGCACAAUGACAAUGGAAGAGCUGCUGACAUCACUGCAGAAGAAAUGCCGCACUGAGUGUGAAGAGGCUCAUCGCCAGCUUGUCUGUGCUCUCAAUGGUCUCGCUGGAAUCCACAUUAUUAAAGGUGAGUACCCAUUGGCUGUAGACUUAUAUAGAGAAGUUUUGAGGUCAUCUGAAGAACACAAAGAAAAACUGAAAACGGACUCUCUACAAAGACUGCAUUCCACGCACAAUCUGAUGGAACUGCUCUCUGCAAAGCAUCCUGGGAUCCCACCAACCUUGCGCGAUGACAAGCUUGAAGAAGAGAUAAAACAGCUUAAAGAACACUAUAUGGUGAAAUCAAAUGCAGAGGUGUCGGAAGCUCACCAAGCUAUGCAGCCAGUACUGCAGAAUAUUCGUGAACUACAAAGAAAGAUUCAUUUCUCGUCUCCCUGGUGGAUUGAUGUAAUCCAGUGUGCAGUCCAAACUGCAAAUGAUGAAGAUCUUGUCCAGCGUGUCCAAAAUGAAAUAACCACCAACUAUAAACAUCAAGUGAACAAGCUGUCCAUGGCAGACAAGUUCCGGGAUUGCAGAGGACUUCAGUACAUUGUCACCUCACAAAUGGAAGAAUUGAGAGAGUGCCAGAAACUUGUCAGAGAGGCAGUGAAGAGCCUUGAAGGUCCCCCAUCUCAAGAAGUUAUCCAGACUGCAUCAAUAUGCCAUCUCAGAGUUGGGCGACUUCCUCUCCAUAUCUGUGUCUUUUGUAAAGCUGAUGAAUUAUUCACAGAUUAUGAGUCAAAGCUCUUCUCUCAUACGGUAAAAGGUCAGACUGCUAUAUUUGAAGAAAUGAUCGAGGAAGAAAACGGCCUGGUGGAUGACCGCUUGCCAAAAACCAGCCGAGGCCUGUGGGCAACCAGUGAGUUGGAACGGUCACUGAAAGCUAUACUGUCAUUUGCCAGAAGUCACCGCAUGGACCCAUGGCUUACUGAGGAAGGUGCUGGCUUCAUGGAUCUGUUUGAGGCAUGGAAGAAAGAAUACAAGUUACUUCAUGAGUACUGGAUGGUUCUGCGGAACCAUGUGUCCGCUAUUGAUGAGCUUUCUAUGGCAACCCAGCGCCUCAGAAUCCGCCUCCCUGAUGAGCCCAAACCUAACCCUCCUGUUCUUCACAUCAUUGAACCACAUGAGGUGGAGCAGAAUCGUGUGAAACUGCUGAAUGACAAGGCGGUAGCCAAGUCACAGUUACAAAAAAAGUUAGGCCAGCUCCUUUAUCUUACUAAUUUAGAGAAGUCUCAGGACAAAACUUGCGGAGGAGAAAAUCCAGAACCCUGUCCAAUUUGUGCACGAAAUCUGGGGAAGCAGUGGGCAGUGUUGACUUGCGGCCAUUGCUUCUGUAAUGAAUGUGUUGCGAUCAUCAUAGACCAAUAUAGUGUUGGCACACGAAGAAGUGCAAUUAAAUGUGCUAUAUGUAGACAAACAACAUUGCACAAAGAAAUUUCAUAUGUAUUCACAAGUGAGGCUGCAGAUGAAGAGAAGGACAUUCCAGUAAAGGGGAGCCAUUCUACCAAAGUUGAAGCAGUCAUUAGAACACUCAUCAAAGUCCAGUCCAUGGAUCCUGGGGCCAAGUCACUGGUCUUCUCUACAUGGCAAGAUGUUUUGGAUAUUAUUGCAAAAGCUCUGCAAGACAAUGACUUGGUGUUCUCCCAAAUCAAUGGUAUUCAGAAGUUUCAGGAAAAUCUUUCAGCAUUUAAGUAUGAUCCCAAGAUCAACAUUUUGCUACUUCCACUGCACACUGGAUCCAAUGGACUCAACAUCAUUGAGGCUACUCAUGUAUUACUGGUAGAACCUAUUCUGAAUCCAGCACAUGAACUGCAGGCAAUAGGUCGUGUUCACAGAAUUGGCCAGAAGAAGGCUACAAUAGUUCAUCGAUUUUUGAUUAAAGCAACAAUUGAAGAAAGGAUGCAAGCAAUGUUAAAAGCCGUUGAUAGGAGUCACACAAGUACAUCAAUGAAGCAGUCUGAGGCUUCCGUCCUGACUGUGGCUGACCUUGCAGACCUGUUUUCAGAAGAAAGAGAACUUGAAUAAAGAAUCAACUUUAGAAACAUUGGUCUGAGCUCUUAAGUAACACAUUCCCAGAAUCUUGCACCUUUUUCUAUAAACUCUUCCCCUGCUAUAGCAUGCAGUUAUAGGACCACCAGUGACUGAGUAUACUACAAAGUGCUGUAGCUGUAUUCUCUGUAGAAAUGUUUAAUAUGUUUGUAAUGGUGAAAUAUUGUAAAAGAAAAACUUUUCAUCUUUCAGCAAUAUUUUCUAUUUUGCUAGAUGUGUUUUUAAAUCUGAUCUGCAGCUGUGGGACAAGGCUUGCUUUUAUGUAAAGCUGUCGAUAAAAGGGCUCCAUGCUCUCCAAGAAAAAUAUCUUCCAUGUUUGUUUCAUGAAAUCAAAGGGUUAUAUAUAAUAGGCUGCGAGAUGCAGGCAGCCGCAAUAUGUCGUUGCUUUAUCUGCUAGAUUUAAAGCGACAAUUCUUUACAAGGCAAAACUAGGUUUUGUGUUGCCCUUUUAAAAAUUGCCACUUUAAAUCUAGCGACUAAAUGGCCAACACCUUGCGGCUGCCUGCAACUCGCAGGCUAUUUCAUAUACUCCAAAGUUUACAGUUUGGAAUCAGAUGGAACCUACCCAAGUCAUAUUGACUUUCUAGCUUUAAAAUUACUUGUAAUUUUUUUUUUCCCCUUCUUUGUAUCCACUCUGUAUCGACUCACUCUCUUCCUUCUGGGACCCAGUAUACCCCACUUCUUUCAAGAAAUUCCCAGUUACUCAUUGUAGAAUACAGUAGUUGGCUUUGAUUCUGGUUUAACCCUUAGAAUAUAUUACUCCAAAAUGUAAAUUAAUAACUUAAUAAUACCAACCACAACAAAAGACUUGUGAUGUUAGAGAUGUGCAGUUCGGUUCUCGAGAAAUCUGAAUCCACCCGAAUUCUGUGGAUCCGAACCAAAACGUUGUCUGGAUUUCCCGAAGAGAUCCGUAUCUUAACAGAUUCCUGGUUUGAAUCUUCCAGCAGUUCGGAAUUCGAAUUUUAAAUCUGAAUUUCGGGGUUUGGUUUGCCAAAAUUACAUGAUUUUAGCUGGUUUUAUCGAUUUUUAUCAAUGAAUGAUAAUUUAUAAAUUGAUUUUAAACCGAAAUCCGAACCAAAACACUUAAGGGUGGUUUUGCCAAAACACGAUGAAGAAUUAGACUCAAAACAUCGGGGUUCGUGCGCAUCUUUUCUUGGGAUGUAGUUAUGUGACCAAGCGGUCAGAGGCCGCCGGUCACAAUACAGAUGCUUGCAUCCAGACCUCUCAAAAUCCCGACAGUCUGCAUGCCGAUUAACAUGGACUAUUCCCACUCGUGGGUGUCCACGACACCUAUAUAGUCAGAAUAGAACCUGUGGUGUCGGUAUGGUGACCGGCGGGAUCCCAAACGCCGGUCACCUAUACCCAAACCCUUUACUUAUUGUUAUAUUUGUUAUGAUUAAGAUUAAAGCUUUUAAACGUUAACCCUGAAUUUGAUUAGAUUAUUUUCAUGCCCAACAUUGAUUUUGUUCCAAAUUUUAUUAUUUUAUGUGUAAUGCAUGCUGUCCUAGUAUUAUUUUUAUUAUUUUGUUUUGCUACCAAAAUACAUGAAAUUAGGGACAAAUCAUAACAUUGGAGCCAAAACUGAGGCCCUUUGGGUCACCAUAGAAACUGGGAAGAAGGACAUUAUUCGCAUUGGGGUGAUCUAUAGACCACCAGGCCAGGGGCAGGAUUUGGACAGGAACCUAUUGUUGGACAUCUCUAAAAUGGCUUUUAAGGGAGAAGUCAUAAUCAUGGGAGACUUUAAUUUACCUGAUGUAAAUUGGGAGGGGUCUUUUGCAAGUUCAGCUACAAGUGGCAAAUUUCUACAUUCCUUACAGGGAGCAUCUCUCAAGCAAUUUGUGAGGGAGCCCACUCGCAAAGACUCAAUAUUAGAUCUAAUUCUUACAAAUGGUGAUAGGAUAUCUGAUGUAUAUGUGGGUGAGCACCUGGGAUCCAGUGAUCAUCAAGCAGUAUGGUUUAGUAUAAAGACAGGAUCCAACUCCUGUCACACAAAAACAAAGGUGUUGGAUUUUAGAAAUGCUGACUUUGCAAAAAUGGGGAGAUGUUUUAGUGAUUCAUUGGCAGACUGGAGGAACUUGGAAGGAGUGCAGGAGAGGUGGAAAAAAAUGAAAAGUGCAAUACUAAGUGCAACAGACCUUUGUAUCAAAAUGGUUAGGAAAAGCACCAGGAAAAGGAAGCCAGUGUGGUUCACAAAAGAAGUAUCAACUAGUGUGAAAGCAAAAAAGAUGGCUUUUAGGAAAUACAAACAGACUCAAAAUAAUAACGACAAAGAGGUGUAUCUGGACAGACGGAAGGAUGCUAAGAAAGUGAUCAGACGUGCAAAGGCAGAAGCUGAGGAGAAAAUGGCCUAGUCAGUAGAUAAAGGGGGCAAAACUUUUUUUAAGUAUAUAAGUGAAAGGAGAAAAUCAAAUGGAGGAAUAAUAAGACUUAAGACAGAGAGUGGGCAUUUGGUGAAGGGAGACAAUGCAAUAGCAGAUCACCUAAAUAAUUAUUUUUGCUCAGUAUUUACUACAGAAGAAGGGAUGGGGCCACAGUUAAGUUGCAAGGACAUUCAUAAAAAUAAGGUAGAUGAAAAUACAUUUACCGAGGAGAAGGUCCUAACAGAACUUUCAAAACUAAAAGUGGAUAAAUCAAUGGGACCAGAUGGGAUACACCCAAGGAUACUAAAAGAGCUAAAAGAUGUGCUGGUUACACCUUUAACAGAAUUAUUUAACCAGUCACUAAAUACAGGUGCUAUUCCAGAGGACUGGAAAAGAGUAAAUGUAGUUCCACUGCACAAAAGUGGAAGCAAGGAAGAAGCAAGUAACUACAGACCAGUAAGCCUUACAUCAGUAGUAGGGAAAGUAAUGGAAAAACUAUUAAAAGAAAGAGUAGUGGAAUAUCUUAAAUCAAACAACUUACAGGAUCCAAAACAGCAUGGAUUUACUGGUGGGAGAUC
Molecule: messenger RNA, 8138 nt
Organism: Pseudophryne corroboree (corroboree frog)
Lineage: Eukaryota; Metazoa; Chordata; Amphibia; Anura; Myobatrachidae
Gene: SHPRH
Product: SNF2 histone linker PHD RING helicase
Exons: 30
Coding region: 194-5176 (1660 amino acids)
Biological process (GO): protein polyubiquitination; nucleosome assembly; DNA damage response
Cellular component (GO): nucleus; nucleosome
Molecular function (GO): ubiquitin protein ligase activity; ATP binding; DNA binding
Source: RefSeq, a predicted model, not a curated record